UAUUUGUUCGUACACAACUGGCAAUUGAGGUAUUUUACAUUUUGUCGCAAUGCGAAAACACCCCCCACGCAUUCCAGUAUUAACAUUUAAAACAGCACCCCGCGGUGGAAAAUAAACCAACGAUGACUAUGAACGGCAGUUCGGGAACGAAGUUCGAUUCUCUGUUGGCCGACUACCUCGAUGGACAGGGUAUUGCGCAUCUCAAACGUUACAACAAAGUUCUGCAGAAAGUUGAAAAGGUUGUCAAUCCUUUGGUCAAAGAAUUAAAGAAACGAGACAAACGACUUCACUUUGAGCCGAUGUCUCCAGAUGGAUUCUUUCGCGUUCGACAACAAAACGUGCUCGAAGUUUUUCUUGUUUUUAAAAAGCUCAAUUCAACAAAAGUUUCGUUUGUCGAGAUGGAUUCGCCGAGCGGCGUCGGUUUCGUCAGUGCAAAGGCUGCCAAGCUACAAAGAUCUUGGCUGGAUUUAAUGGAAGGCGGAAGCAAUCAGGGUUUUUUUCUGUCCUCUGAGCGUCUUCGAGAAUAUAUAUGCAGCUUUCUUGAAGAUAUUAGCAAGGAAAAGGACAUAUUGGAUCCGAAGAUUUGGUUUCACUCCACCAACAACGACAAAGAUGGUUUGGUCUUGAGCAUUUGUCUCGAAGGCGAGCAAUUCUCGGUGCAUUUAAUCCCGACGGUAUUUCUGAAGGCAACAUGGCCAAACUGCGCCGCGAUGUGGAAGAAAGUCAUGUUCAGAUGGCCGGACGAUACGAUAAGACGACAAAUUGUGGAGGAAGGCAUUCAUCUGACGAGCCAACCUGUAAAAUCAAGUCUCCAACAUUCGUCCAUGUUGUGGCAUAUAACUUUCUUGGCCGGUGAAAAAGCGCUGUUGAACGCUGGAAAAAUCGGAUGUCGGAAUAAAUGCCUGCAAAUCGCCAAGACGCUACUAGAGGAUACCCUCUCCUACCCCGGGGGUCUAACCCCUCACCACUUGGAAACGGUCACCCUUCAUCUCAACUCCACAAUCUCGAGUCCAACGCUGUGGCAAGACGCGAAUCUCGGGGCGAGAUUUCUUGACUUGCUCUCGUCGCUCCAAAAGUGUUUGGCGCAAGGCAGCUGCAUGAACUUUUUCGCGCCAAGCGUCCAGCUCUUUGCUGAUAUUCCGUCCCAUGUUCUGAAGACUUUAGCUGCUCGCUUGAAGCGAGUUCUCGAUAGACCUGAGGAAUUCUUUCAGACUUUCUUUCGCGAUACAUUGACGACACAAUUUUAGGCAGGAUAAAGUCGCCUCGCUCUUAAUCGAAAGGGAGCUUUAGCAUUGACUAGAGUGUAUACGAGUACGAGUACAACAUUCGUCAUUCUUGCGUGUUGUUUGAAUUGUUAUGUUAAGACAUAUAUAACAAUUUUGUACACAGUUAGGACGUAAUUCGUAUUAUGCUAAUUUAAUUAGUCGAAAAUAGUUGUAAAUUAAUAAGAUCGCGUUAUUUGUCAUGUGUUUUUCUGGAUGUUGUUUUUCUAAACUAAGGUUUUGAGACUAUAUUUCUGAUAGAUCUCUAUAGAUUUGGAUUAAGGAAUAAUAAGUCUGUAUAAUAGGUGUAUAAAAUCCGAUUUAGUUUUAAUAAAUUUAAAUGUGUGGAUUAAGCAAUAAUUUCAGCUCAAAAUUACAUAUUUGGCCGACAUAAAUGUCACCUUGGAGAACUGGUUGAU
Molecule: messenger RNA, 1681 nt
Organism: Dendronephthya gigantea
Lineage: Eukaryota; Metazoa; Cnidaria; Anthozoa; Malacalcyonacea; Nephtheidae
Exons: 1
Coding region: 123-1247 (374 amino acids)
Source: RefSeq, a predicted model, not a curated record